CGGGCGGACCGCUAGAGCGGUGGCACCGCUCCUCGCGCAGGCGCAGUGGCGCUAAGUGAGGCUCUGUGUCACUCGCUAAGAUGGCGGCCUUCUCAGAGAUGGGUGUUAUGCCAGAGAUAGCUCAAGCUGUGGAAGAGAUGGACUGGCUUCUUCCCACAGAUAUCCAGGCAGAAUCUAUUCCAUUAAUAUUAGGAGGCGGUGAUGUUCUAAUGGCUGCAGAAACUGGGAGUGGAAAAACUGGUGCAUUCAGUAUCCCAGUUAUUCAGAUUGUCUAUGAAACUCUGAAGGACCAGCAAGAAGGCAAAAAGGGAAAAACUACUAUAAAAACUGGUGGAGGAGUGCUCAACAAAUGGCAAAUGAAUCCCUAUGACAGAGGAUCUGCAUUUGCUAUUGGGUCAGAUGGUUUAUGCUGCCAAAGCAGGGAGGUAAAGGAAUGGCAUGGAUGCAGAUCAACUAGAGGUGUAACUAAAGGAAAAUACUAUUAUGAAGUAUCCUGUCGUGACCAGGGGCUAUGUAGAGUUGGGUGGUCCUCCAUGCAAGCUUCUUUAGAUUUGGGCACUGACAAAUUUGGCUUUGGGUAUGGUGGAACUGGAAAGAAAUCUCAUAAUAAACAGUUUGAUAGCUACGGAGAGGAAUUCACUAUGCAUGACACAAUAGGAUGCUAUCUAGAUGUUGAUAAAGGACAAAUCGCCUUUUCAAAAAAUGGAAAGGACCUUGGGGUUGCAUUUGAAAUACCAGCACACAUAAAGAACCAAGCACUCUUCCCUGCCUGUGUUCUCAAGAAUGCUGAAUUGAAAUUCAACUUUGGUGAAGAAGACUUUAAGUUUCCACCCAAAGAGGGCUAUGUUGCUCUUGAUAAGGCACCUGAGACUAAUGUUGUCAAAUCCCAGCAUGCAGGAAGUGCCCAGGUAACACAGACGAAGAAUCUGCCAAAUGCUCCCAAAGCCUUGAUUGUGGAGCCAUCCAGAGAGCUAGCAGAGCAAACUCUGAACAAUGUGAAACAGUUCAAAAAAAACGUUGAUAACCCUAAAUUAAGGGAACUCCUCAUUAUUGGUGGUGUUGCUGCAAGAGAGCAGCUGUCUGUAUUAGAACAAGGGGUAGACAUAGUUGUAGGAACACCUGGAAGACUGGAUGAUCUUGUGUCCACUGGAAAACUCAAUCUAUCUCAAGUCAGAUUCCUGGUUCUUGAUGAGGCUGAUGGUCUCUUAAGCCAAGGCUAUUCAGAUUUCAUAAACAGAAUUCAUUCUCAGAUUCCUCAGAUAACUUCAGAUGGAAAGAGGCUGCAGGUAAUUGUGUGUUCUGCAACCCUGCAUUCAUUUGAUGUGAAGAAAUUAUCUGAAAAAAUUAUGCACUUCCCUACUUGGGUAGAUCUGAAAGGAGAAGAUUCUGUUCCAGAGACUGUGCAUCAUGUGGUUGUCCCUGUAAACCCAAAAACUGACAAACUCUGGGAACGGCUUGGGAAAAAUCAUAUCAGAACUGAUGAGGUGCAUGCAAAAGACAAUACAAGACCUGGUGCCAAUUCAGCAGAAAUGUGGUCAGAAGCUAUUAAGAUUUUAAAAGGAGAAUACACUGUUCGUGCCAUCAAGGAACACAAGAUGGAUCAAGCAAUAAUCUUCUGUAGAACUAAGAUAGAUUGUGAUAACAUGGAGCAAUACUUCAUGCAGCAAGGAGGAGGUCCAGAUAGGAAAGGACAUCAGUUUUCAUGUGUCUGCCUGCAUGGUGACAGAAAACCUCAUGAGAGAAAACAGAAUUUGGAGCGCUUCAAGAAAGGAGAUGUCAGAUUCUUGAUCUGCACUGAUGUAGCUGCUAGAGGAAUUGAUAUCAGUGGAGUUCCUUAUGUAAUCAAUGUCACCCUUCCUGAUGAAAAACAGAACUAUGUCCAUCGGAUUGGCAGAGUGGGAAGAGCUGAACGCAUGGGUCUUGCCAUUUCCCUGGUGGCAUCAGAGAAAGAAAAGGUUUGGUACCAUUCGUGUCCAAGUCGUGGAAAAGGAUGUUAUAACACUAGACUGAAAGAUGAGGGUGGCUGUACAAUUUGGUACAAUGAAAUGCAGCUUCUGGGUGAGAUAGAAGAGCACCUGAACUGUACCAUUUCUCAGGUUGAGCCAGAUAUCAAAGUCCCAGUGGAUGAUUUUGAUGGCAAAGUCACCUAUGGAAAAAGGAGGGCUGCUGGUGGUGGCACCUACAAAGGGCAUGUGGAUAUUUUGGCACCUACAGUACAGGAGCUGGCUGCCCUUGAAAAGGAGGCACAGACAUCUUUCUUGCAUCUUGGCUACCUUCCCAAUCAGCUCUUUAGAACAUUUUGAUUGCACCCCAGGUGAGAGUUGGGUGUUAAACUGUUUGCUGAUAAUGCUGAAAUGACUGUACUGACCUGGAGCAGUAGCACUUCAUUUAGUGAAACACAUCAAUUUUGCAUGUUGACCAGUCUUUGCAAAAUGUAAACCUUGAUUAGUUAUUAAUAUCAACCUAAUAAAGAUGAGCUGCUCAAAA
This is a messenger RNA of Sceloporus undulatus (fence lizard), 2487 nucleotides long. RefSeq names its product DEAD-box helicase 1 (gene DDX1). The transcript is spliced from 26 exons. The record is from RefSeq and is a predicted model, not a curated record. NCBI's taxonomy places the organism in Eukaryota, Metazoa, Chordata, Lepidosauria, Squamata, Phrynosomatidae. The coding region runs from base 81 to 2303 and encodes 740 amino acids. Gene Ontology annotation, molecular function: ATP binding; nucleic acid binding; protein binding.